Messenger RNA from Prunus mume (Japanese apricot), 642 nucleotides. Lineage: Eukaryota; Viridiplantae; Streptophyta; Magnoliopsida; Rosales; Rosaceae. The record is from RefSeq and is a predicted model, not a curated record.
AUGGUCUCAACUCGUAACCAACGCAGAACUUUUAGGUCCUUUGCUCGUACACCAAGUUUGAAGACUGGAAAACCUUUACAUCCAUCAACUUCAUAUGAGCUUGCUCAAAAGCUCAAGAAAAAGGUUGUUGAGGAUAGUGAAGAUGAAGACGACACACAAGCUGAUUCGGAGAAAAAGGAAGCUGAAUCAAACAUAGGGAAAUUACAGGAUAAGUUCAAGGACUUAUUUCAAGAUGUGCAUGGUUUGCCACCGCAGAGAGCUGUGGAGCAUAAUAUUCGGGCACUUAACAAAAUAACCAUCAAGAAUCGGUAUCCAUUGCCAAGGAUUGAUGAUUUGUUAAAUCAAUUACAUCGUGUUCAUUACUUUACGACACUAGAUCUUAAAUCCGGCUAUCACCAGGUUCGCAUAAAUGAAGAAGACACUUGGAAGACUGCUAUCAAGAUGAAGCAGGGACUCUUUGAGUGGCUAGUCAUGUCAUUCGGGCUAUGUAAUGCUCCAGCUACCUUCAUGCGAUUGAUGAAUGAGGUACUCCGUCCUUUCAUUGACAACUUCGUCACUGUAUACUUAGAUGACAUUCUCAUAUUUAGUGUCACAUGGGAGGACCAUCUUCAUCAUAUUGCUCAAGUUUUGGAGGUUAUAUGA